Molecule: messenger RNA, 427 nt
Organism: Paramecium primaurelia
Lineage: Eukaryota; Ciliophora; Oligohymenophorea; Peniculida; Parameciidae
Source: the annotation of a GenBank genome assembly
AUGCCUCAAACAAAAUGUUUCUUUGAUAUCUAUAAUGAUAAUGUGGAAGUAUAUAUAAUGAUAUUCUUUAAUAUCCCUAUUUGGAUAAUGUUUAUAUAUAAUCUGAUUAUAAUAAUACUAGCAAUUAGAAUUAAUAGCAAUUUUAAUUCAUCUUUGUACUCCAUAUAUAUCUAUACAGCAAUUUUGGCAGUUUGUUUGAUAAUUGUAAAUUAUUUUAUAUAUAAUUUAGCCUAGUUUAGUGAAUAUUUUUAAGAUAAAAUCAAUUAUAUGGAAAACAAUUGAUCUUAGUUUAGGCAGUUUGAUUGGUUUUUUUAAUUCUUUUUGGUAUUGUUACUAAGCAUUAACAGAUAGAUUAGUUUUCGAAAAUGGUUAAUUUAUUUAUCGUAUAAAAGAAAAUUCUGCAGAAUAAGAAUUAGCUAAAAUUUGA